Penicillium digitatum Pd1 is the source of this 435-nucleotide messenger RNA. RefSeq names its product single-stranded DNA-binding protein. Gene Ontology annotation, biological process: positive regulation of helicase activity; mitochondrial DNA replication. Gene Ontology annotation, molecular function: single-stranded DNA binding. Gene Ontology annotation, cellular component: mitochondrial nucleoid. Lineage: Eukaryota; Fungi; Ascomycota; Eurotiomycetes; Eurotiales; Aspergillaceae. The record is from RefSeq and is a predicted model, not a curated record.
AUGUCGGCAUUCCUCUCCUCUGUGCGUCCAGCUCUGCGUAUGGCCAACGCCCCCCAGGCUGCCCGCGCCUUCAGCUCCUCGCCCGCCCACUCCGUCGCCCGCCUGACCCUCACCGGCCGCCUCGGCGCAGAGCCUGAGCUCCAUGCUACCUCCUCUGGCCAGGAGAUUGUCAAGUACAAUAUCGCUACCUCCCACGGCCCCCGCGAUAACCGCCAGACUAGCUGGUGGCGCAUCACCAACUUCGUCCCCGAAGGCUCCCAGCGCGAUUACAUCCUUGGCUUGCAGAAGGGAACCUUACUGUAUGUCGAAGGUGAUGCCAAGAUGGCCACCUGGGAAGAUGCCGAGGGCCAGCCCCGGUCCUCUCUGAACAUUGUGCAGCGCUCUCUCGAGGUCCUCAGGCGACCUGACAACGGCCACUCUGACGAGUCUAACUAA